Fibroporia radiculosa is the source of this 501-nucleotide messenger RNA. RefSeq lists its product as uncharacterized. The coding region runs from base 1 to 501 and encodes 166 amino acids. The record is from RefSeq and is a predicted model, not a curated record. Lineage: Eukaryota; Fungi; Basidiomycota; Agaricomycetes; Polyporales; Fibroporiaceae. The transcript is spliced from 2 exons.
AUGGCAUCCACAACCUUACUCCUCACUCUCCUGCUCACCAGCUGGUUCCUCAUCACCUUCCUCAUCCUCAUCCUCAUCCUCGUCCUCGCUGUCUUCUUCCUCAAGGAGACCUACACCUUCCGUGUCCACGUCGACCAAAUCCCCACUCCCGUCACCACCUCCAUCGACAAGCAAGCUCUCAACUGGGCCAAUAAUGGAGCACAAGUAAUGUCUCCCAUUGAACUAACCCCUGCACCCUUUACUGAUCUUCUCAGUGCCCUCCUGGGCUUCUUCCUCACCACCCUCCUCUCCAUCCUUGCCCUCACCCUCAUCGUCCCCCUCACCCUUCGUCUCACCAUCCAACAUCUAGAGAGGGAACACCAGUGGGCAUUCAACAUCACCGCCACCGCACAGCGCCCCCUCCCCCAUACAACCACCACUCUCCCCAUCAUUGCUGCCAAUUGUGACAGCAACAACCCAACUCAAGUGUACUUUGAGUACAUAAGAGAACAUCAAGAUUAG